AUGGAAGAGAAUCCAGUUCUACAUGAUCAUAGCCCCUUGAGCGAUCUUCAAGAACGCCCCAGGAAGCGACCGCGUGUGUCUCCGGUCCCCAAAUCACCACAGGGCGUGAAUGAAAUCCCGCAACAAUGGGAUCUCCAAGCUGCCCGCGUCCAGAAUGACCUGCGCCUCAAGUCCAUCUUCGAAGGAAUAUUCGCAAAAUACGGCAAUGAUUUCUCAGAGGUGGGAGACGAGAUUGAUCUCGAGUCCGAUUGGAAGGACCCUUGGGAAAUGGAUCCUCUUGGCUCCGAUGAGGAGGGCCCCUCUCCUGAGGAAGCUCCCGCAUCAUCAGCAACCCGUGGGCAGGGAGAUACAAACCGCAUGUCGGUCGAUACUGGCUCGGUCGGACUUACAAGGGGGCCCAUGGCCGACUCGGCUGGAGCGCCCUCGGAGGUCAGGCCUGGAAAACUGGUAUCCAGUCCUCUGGGGCUUAAGGGCAAACCUUGGUCACAAUGGCAUUCAAUGGAGCCGAAUUCAGGCCCGGUUGAUCCCCUCUGGCAAGCUCCUGAGCUGCCGCCGCUGUUUGCGACGCCCAAGGCGACCAGGCAACCCACCGUGCUCUCACCUCAGCUUCCGACCAUUCCUCGAGAACCUUCUCCACCUGGCUCCGGGUCGCUUUGGACCGUUCCGCGACGGCGUCUUCCACGAUCCAGCCAGAAGGUACAAGGCCUGGCGACCUCCUCACCGAGUAGGAAGAGCCGGCCCCGUGCAAAACGCAAGCACCAGUCGAGCCCUGGGCCGCGGGACUGGUCCUUUGCUGAGGUUGCCGGAGGCGACGAAUCGGACGAUCCGCUGCAAGAGGAAUGGCCAUCUUCGCCUCUGCCCAUUCCACGCCAGGCAAGCAGAACCGGCGAACCAAAAACGAGGAGUCCUAAAACUACUCCAGUGAAGAUGACUGCGUAUACAAGCCCCAUAAACAAUCGAUCGGUCGAUCAUCGCCGCCAAUCGCCAUCGCGAGAGGAUCGGUCCGUGCACAGUAGAUCGGCCACGGGGCGCGACCAUCACGAUCGCGGCCACCAGUCGGAAGUCACCCCCCAGUCAGUGAACACUGCGGCUGGGGGUGGUCGACAUUCCCUACACGAUUCUGUCUCGCCCACGUUGCCUCGCUUCGUUGAUGGUGGUGAUAGUGGUGCUGCCGCUGCACAUGAAUGCCCAAGUUCAUCGCCAAUCAAAACGAAUGUCAAGUUUGCCCCCGACGAGAUCAAAUUGAUUGUGUGCAUGCGCUACGUGCAAGAACGGCCGUGGCGGGACAUCUCAGCGGCCUUACCAUCCCAUACACUGACGGAGAUCUACAAGUGGAAUCAGGUUCACUGGAGUGAUCGCCGGGCGUACCCGCCGAGAGCUCCAGCUCCCUGGUCUCAAGUGGAAGUUGAUAUCUUGGAUUGGCUAGCAGAAAUGCCUGGGCUAUCAUGGGCCGAGAUCAUGAUCGAGCUGCCCAAUCGGUCUCAGUCCGAGAUUGAAGAUGAAUUGCUCCGGCGCUGGGUUGGUGAUGAGAUUUGGCUUGCCAAGCAGCGUCUGGACGAAAGCACAGUCACGGACGAACCCCCUUCUUCGGUGUCUGUGCAUUACGAGACAGAGAGCAGGAUAGUGAAAAUCGAUGUGGGCCACAGUGACGAGGAAAAUCCACAAACUUUUCUCACUGCCGCCGAGGGGAGCUCAUCAUCCGAUUCCGAGAUGCCCACGACCCCGAGGCCGAAGCCGAAAGCGACCGCGUUGCCUCGAUAUCCUUCUCUCCCUCCGAGUGUAGAACCCCGGCGUGAAUUCGAAGAUCUCGUGAAUAGUGAUGGGGAUGGUGUGGAGGGUGAAACUGAUGACGUGAUGCUACUGAGCGCUGCAUCCUCCCCUUCUAAAUUAUCAUCAAUCUACCUAGGGAGCCCUGCACCAAAUCGAGAUCUCUCGAGGACGCCCCAAAGGUCACCAAUGAAAUCCCCUGUCAAGCCUCGACAGCUAUGA
This is a messenger RNA of Penicillium oxalicum, 1989 nucleotides long. RefSeq names its product Myb-like DNA-binding domain protein. The transcript is spliced from 2 exons. NCBI's taxonomy places the organism in Eukaryota, Fungi, Ascomycota, Eurotiomycetes, Eurotiales, Aspergillaceae. Gene Ontology annotation, molecular function: histone binding. The record is from RefSeq and is a predicted model, not a curated record. Bases 1 to 1989 code for a protein of 662 amino acids. Gene Ontology annotation, cellular component: nucleus.